Mus pahari (shrew mouse) is the source of this 1883-nucleotide messenger RNA. RefSeq names its product adenylosuccinate lyase (gene Adsl). Lineage: Eukaryota; Metazoa; Chordata; Mammalia; Rodentia; Muridae. Bases 39 to 1493 code for a protein of 484 amino acids. The record is from RefSeq and is a predicted model, not a curated record. Gene Ontology annotation, biological process: 'de novo' AMP biosynthetic process. Gene Ontology annotation, molecular function: (S)-2-(5-amino-1-(5-phospho-D-ribosyl)imidazole-4-carboxamido) succinate lyase (fumarate-forming) activity; N6-(1,2-dicarboxyethyl)AMP AMP-lyase (fumarate-forming) activity. Gene Ontology annotation, cellular component: cytosol. The transcript has 13 exons.
GCUGCUGGUGUCCGCCGUGGCCGGGUCGCGUGCUGAAAAUGGCUGCAGCCGGCGACCCUGGCAGUGCUGAGAGCUACCGUUCUCCGCUGGCGGCCCGCUACGCCAGCCGCGAGAUGUGUUUCUUGUUCAGCGACAGGUACAAGUUCCAGACGUGGCGGCAGCUGUGGCUGUGGCUGGCGGAGGCGGAGCAGACGCUGGGUUUGCCUAUCACAGACGAACAAAUCCAGGAGAUGAAGUCCAACCUGAGCAACAUUGACUUCCAGAUGGCAGCUGAGGAAGAGAAGCGCCUGCGGCAUGACGUGAUGGCUCAUGUGCACACGUUCGGCCACUGCUGUCCGAAAGCUUCGGGCAUCAUUCAUCUGGGUGCCACCUCCUGCUACGUUGGAGACAACACGGACCUGAUUAUUCUGAGAAAUGCAUUUGACCUGCUUUUGCCUAAGCUUGCUAGAGUGAUCUCGAGGCUUGCCGACUUUGCCAAGGAACGCGCUGACCUGCCCACGUUAGGUUUCACACACUUUCAGCCUGCUCAGCUGACCACGGUUGGGAAACGCUGCUGCCUUUGGAUUCAAGAUCUCUGCAUGGAUCUCCAGAACUUGAAGCGUGUCCGGGAUGAGCUGCGCUUCCGAGGCGUGAAGGGCACCACUGGCACGCAGGCCAGCUUCCUGCAGCUCUUCGAGGGGGAUCACCAGAAGGUGGAGCAGCUAGAUAAGAUGGUGACAGAAAAGGCGGGAUUUAAAAGAGCCUUCAUCAUCACAGGGCAGACCUACACACGGAAAGUGGACAUCGAGGUGCUGUCUGUGCUGGCCAGCUUAGGAGCGUCGGUGCACAAGAUUUGCACUGACAUACGCCUGCUGGCAAACCUGAAGGAGAUGGAGGAGCCUUUUGAGAAGCAGCAGAUUGGCUCCAGUGCCAUGCCAUACAAGCGGAACCCCAUGCGCUCCGAACGUUGCUGCAGCCUGGCCCGUCACCUGAUGGCCCUUACCAUGGACCCGCUACAGACAGCAUCUGUGCAGUGGUUUGAGCGUACUCUGGAUGACAGUGCCAACCGACGGAUCUGUUUGGCUGAAGCAUUCCUCACUGCAGAUACGAUAUUAAACACCCUACAGAAUAUUUCUGAAGGAUUGGUGGUGUACCCCAAAGUAAUUGAACGGCGCAUUCGGCAAGAGCUGCCUUUCAUGGCCACAGAGAACAUCAUCAUGGCAAUGGUGAAAGCCGGGGGCAGCCGACAGGAUUGUCAUGAAAAAAUUAGAGUGCUUUCCCAGCAGGCAGCUGCUGUGGUCAAGCAGGAAGGAGGUGACAAUGACCUUAUAGAGCGCAUCCGCGCAGAUGCCUACUUCAGCCCCAUUCACUCACAGUUGGAGCACUUGUUGAACCCCUCUUCUUUCACUGGCCGAGCACCCCAGCAGGUCCACAGAUUCCUGGAAGAGGAAGUGCACCCCCUGCUAAAGCCUUAUGGGAGUGAGAUGGCGGUGAAAGCAGAGCUGUGUCUGUAGAGUAGGAGAGCUCAGGAGAACCCGAUGACAGUGAUUAGAGCUUGCUGAUGACAGUGUUAGGAGUUACUAGUGUGUUCUACGGUGCUCGUUUACGCACUCAGGAGGCAGAGGCAGGCAGAUCUCUUGAGUUCAAGGCCAGCCUGGUCUACAAAACAAGUUCCAGGACAGCCAGGGCUACACAGAGAAAUCCUGUCUCAACAAACAAACAAACAGGGACUAGAGAGAUAGCUCAGUGGUUAAGAGCACUGACUUCCAGAGGUCCUGAGUUCAGUUCUCAGCAACCACAUGGUGGCUCACAACCAUCUGUAAUGAGAUCUGAUGCCCUCUUCUGGUGUGUCUGAAGACAGCUACAGUGUAUUUAUAUACAUAACAUAAAUAAAUCUUUAAAAA